ACACUUCAAUAUCUGUUCACUUAUCUCAAGUAAUAUCGUCAUCGUAAAAUUUAACAGUGUAAUUUCACAUCGCAAAUUUUCCUCAUAUCGUGCAGACAUACCCGCCAUGUUAUUUGACUAAAGGUGCAUGCCGGGUCUGGCUAACACUAAAUCCUAAAAUUGUGAGGAGCGCAAUGAGACAGAGAGGCAGAGUGGACUGGUUAUAUUUUGCAGUGAGAACCAACAGAGAAGCUAGAUUCAGAGCAGGUUAAGGAGGACUUUGCGGUGCAUGAGAUACGGAGUGACAUUCAGACACGUAUGUGCAACACUGUACAACAACUACUGCGUUGCCUGGCAAUGUAGCGUUCUGUCUGUUUAUCAGCUGCAGUCACCAUUGAGUUUGUUGUUUAUACAUCUCGUCUUUUUCUGCUGCUUUAUUCUUUUGUUACUUCUGUAAUAAGUGACACAAGUGGGUUCUGCCGCAUACCCGGAUACAACGUACACCUGGCUACCCGGAGCCAUUUAAUUCAAACUGUAGAUAAUAACAGUGCAAACUCUACUCUCUUUGCAGGCAUUGUCAUAAAGCUGUGUCAGUGAUUCUGCUUUUUGAAACAAACUUCCUUCCUGUAACCACUAGCAAUGCUUGUUCCCCCGGUUUCAUUUAUAAGGAAAUGAAAAUUACAACUGCUCAUACACAAAGACAGAGAACAGAAACUUAAAACCAGCCGACUUAAACAGGAUGAUGAAGAUGUCAGGAAGAGUCACAAGUUGCUGUGUAGCUCUGUUCCUUACCCUGACCUCUGUGUCAGCUGUGAGAAAGCUCAAUUCAAUCAAUGAUUUGAAGGAAAUCAACUUUGGCCAAUCUGUGCCCACGCACAGUCUCCUGCUGCUCCACUGGUUUGCCAACAUUGUUGAUAUUGACAGAAACAAUGUCAUAUACUUGACCUUUGAUCCAAACAAUGAAGAUUAUGGCUCGCAUCAUUAUGGCAACUUUGAGGGGCUGUUGGAACAACGGCCUUACGGACACCGGUACUACACUGUUGGCAAUCUCCAUCAAGACUCGCCCAGGCGACUUCCAUCUUAUGUCCUCCAUCCCAAGGCAGAGUAUACGGGAAGAAACAGGGACCGGAUCAUAGUCAGAGUCAGCGAUCAGAACACAGGACGGCAGAGGAUACACAGAGUGUACCUCACACAGCAUUAUGGGGUUCCUGAACAUCCGGGGACAUAUGAUCCAGAUCAUACCUACGAGAUCACGACUAACCUUUUAAGAGAAAUCAGAGAGUUUUCUGUAGAAAAUCGGCAGUCACUCAUGUACCUCAGAGAUCGCUUUGGAAGAAACGCUAAUGACUUCCAAUUACAGGACAUAAGAAACACAUGGGGUCAACUUGCUGGUCUUGGACUGCUGCUGUUUAUUGUGCUCCAGAGAGGGUACUACUCUAACCAAUCCAACUACAGUCAUCUGCAGGCGGCAAGAAGAAACACAGACAUUGAUUUCUUUGGCAGCAGACAAAAUCAUGGGAAUGCUAAUACUUCAAACAUCUGUACAGGCAUCUGUACUUGUAUUGCGGUCAUUUUAUUUUUGUUAGUUGUUAUGAUUGUCAUUUCUUCAUCAGAUAUGAGAAGAUGACAAGACAUGAGGGAGAGCAAGUUGCUAGAUAUUGUCUAAACAAAAGUGUGAUGGAAAUGCUUUUCAAUGAUGACGAAGACAUGGAAGCCAGCAGGAGUUAACAUGAAUGAGAAUCAGACUGUUAUGACACCUCAGUAGACCUGGAUGAUGGCGACGGGUAGUUCUACUAUUCUGUUGUAUGCUUUGUUUUGCCUCCAUAUGAUGCAUUAAUUGUGUACUUUAUUUUCUUCAUAUUGAGACAUAGGCUUAGUAUGACAUGCUUGUGAUGAAAGACCAAAUAUUAAAAAAAUCACAACUGUUUGCAUUGAAGCGCUGGGAGUCUUGAGGGAUUCAGUUCAGACCAGUCAGUCAGCCAACUUUAUCAGACUAUAGGAUCAUAGUAAAAACUCAGUGAUCAGCACAUCUUCUUCACCAAGAGCUGAAGGAGUCAUCAGUGAUUGAAGGUGGUGAAGUGUUUGUUCUGACUGAAAACCUGCAGAAGCUGACCUCAAGAGACAUCUGCUGUAAAUAACAUUUGAAUGGCUCUUGAAUUUGUUUUAAAUUUGUUUUUGUUUUUUUUUGUUUUUUUUUUUUUAAAAACAACAUGGCAGUUUUAAGCUUUAUUAAAGGGUUACGUGUAAGGGGUUGUAUUUCGCCAAAAACAUAUCUGGAUAUUUGAGCUUUAUAUUUCUAUUAAAAAAAACUGCAGUUAGGUAAUAACUUCACAAAUUCUGCUCUGGUACAAUCAUAAACCUACAGGUUUUAUUCUUGCAAUAAUGUCAUGCUCCAGCACAUUGAAUCUAAAAGUAGUGACUAAUUGCUGCCACAUCCUGUGUCUGAUAAACAUGAAAAGAAUUUAAAUAGCUCUGAUGUAUAAAUGAAACAAAUGAGUGAAAUGUGCUAUGGCCUCUUAAGAACAACCUUCUGUAAAUAUAUAUUAGCUUUUGGAUAUAUAAAAAAAAAAAAAAUCAGGAAUGUAUUUUACAUGAUUUGUAUUCUUUCUGUAACGUUGAAAAUGGUGCAUUUAUAUACCACACACUGCUUUGUUUGGUCUGUAAAUAAAGUCUAUAAAGCUGACACAUUUGAUCAUCUCUUCAUACCAUUUCCUCAAGAAGCCCAGGUCAAUGUGAAGAAGAAUUCAAAUACAGAGGGAAACUCUUGUGUUGGUCUUUGUGUUGAUGAAUUUACUUAUUCAAGUUCAGUUAGAGCAGCAACUCGCCAUUACUUUCUUUAUUGAGUAAUCACUUUAAUUAUGUUUUUAACUAAUCAAUUAAUCAUAGUAAAAGUAAAAUAAUAUAAUAAUGAAACAAUUGUAAUAAUGGCAAAAAUGUUAUCAUCAAGGUGACAUCUUCAAACUUGUUAUGCCUGGCCAAAAGUCCAAAAUUCAAAAUUUGUUUAUGGAUGGAAAUAUAUUGGGGAAAAAAUUGUUUAACUCCAAUAGAACAAACUGGUCUAAAACCACCACAUACUUGGGUUUGAAUCCAGCUGGGACCUUUUAUUGCAUGUCAUCCCUGUUUCUCACUCCUGAUUUCUGGACCAUUUUACUGUGCAUCCAUCUAAUAAAAGCAAAGUUCACCACAUUUAUUAGGCCAAUAUUGUCACCACAGGGUGCAAAAAAUAAAACUGACAAUAAUACAUUUCCCAACAUCUCACUACUUUUAGGCAAUGAAACCUCAAAUUAGAUUAUCAAGAGUUGUGACACAUACUGUAUGUACUGAGGUACAAUAAAAAAAAAAAAAAAAAAAAAAAAAAAAGGAUAGUAUAGAAAUAUACAGAAAAAUGCAUGCAAUAAAAGAAUCAGGUUCUGUAAUUUGAAACUGAUCUGUGAUAAGCAAAUACUAGUUAAUAAUAAGCCAGCCUCUAUUACAGAUCUUGUAGUUCCUCACCCUGCAGUAAAAGGACACAGUCACUGUCAAACCUGGACCUGCACAGGCAUGUUUCAAAUCUAAACCUGCUCAAAGGAAAAAAAGAAAAGAAAAAAACUCACAGAAUAAAUCUUUCUAAACAGCUGUGUCAAAACUCCUGUAACCACCAGCAAUGCUAGUUUCCCCAGUUUCAUUUACAAGGAAAAGGAAACCAACAGGGAGUUUAAACUGCUCUCACACAAACACAGAGAUCAGACAUUCAACAGCAGCUGACUAAAGCAGGAUGAUGAAGAUGUCAGGAAGAGUCACAAGUUGCUGUGUAGCUCUGUUCCUUACCCUGACCUCUGUGUCAGCUGUGAAAAAGUUCAAUUCAAUCAAUGAUUUGAAGAAAAUCAGCUUUGGCCAAUCUGUGCCCAAUCACAGUCUCCUGCUGCUCCACUGGUUUGCCAACAUUGUUGAUAUCGACAAUAACGAUGUCAUAUACUUGACCUUUGAUCCAAACAAUGAAGAUUAUGGCUCGCAUCAUUAUGGCAACUUUGAGAGGCUGCUGGACCCACUACCUCACGGAAACAUGAGAUACCAGUACUACACUGUUGGCAAUCUCCAUCAAAACUCACCCAUGCGACUUCCAUCUUAUGUCAUUUACCCCCCAGCAGGGUAUGAGGGAAGAAACAGGGACCGGAUUAUAUUCAGAGUCAUGGAGCAGAACACAAGAGGGCAAGUUUUGCAGAGAAUAGACAGAGUGUACCUCACACAGCAUUAUGAGACUUCUGAGAAUCAGGGGACAAGGUAUGAUCCAGACCAUACGUACCAGGUCACUACCAAUCUUUUGAGAGAGAUCAUGCAGUUUUCUGUGGGGGAAGACCAACAGUCACUGCCAGAGCUCAGAGAACGCUUUGGAAGUAACGCUGAUGAUUCCCAUUUAUGGGACAUCAGAAACAUAUGGGGUGACCUUGCUAGUCUUGGACUGCUGGUGUUUAUUGUGAUCCAGGAAAAGUACUCCUCUAACAAACAUAACAGAUCUCAGCGUGCAUCGAGAAGAAAUUUACAACCUGAUUUUGUUGUCAACAUCCCAGAAAGCAGACAAAAUCACAUGGAGGUCGACACUUCACAGAUUUUUGCAAGACUUCUGCAUGAUGAGAGGGAUGACGCACUACUUGAGGUGACGACCAGCAGGAAUGGAAAAGCCAGGAUUGUUUGGAGAAACAUUCCUAAACAUCGUCUAAAUAAUGGAGUGAUGGUAGUGCUUUUCAAGAACAAUGAGGACCAGGAAGCCAGCAGGAUUUAUGAGUCCAUUGGGAACAGAGAAUCAGGUAGUUGUGACACCUCAGUACCCCUGAAUGAAGGCCUUCAGGUCCGGCUGCAUAAGGUGAGAAUAGAGUGCUGCUUCUGGAAAAGGGUGGGAGAGGAGAUAUGCAGAGGACCUGAGUUUAAGAAUCCCAAAGCAGUCGAUAUAGCAGGCUACAAUGCAAAACUCCAACUCUUUGCAAAAGAUGGUAAGGCUUGUGCUCGCUUAUUCGUUAGGAAGACUUUCAGUGAGUGGAGGUCAGAAUUUAACAAGUCUUGGGUUGGGUUCUAUACCUCUGCAGAUAAAGCCACACGUCACUAUGAAUGGUGGCAGUGGCAAUGGGCAACCAAAUUCAGACCUAGCGCUGAUGUUGAGAGCUCCUGUUAUGACGUCUAUGAAUAUCACUCAGGUAUGGCAAUUUCCCCAGGAGUCCAAGCACGAUUCAUACUCGUGGAUGAGGAAGUUAAAGUAAGCACCCCAAGCUGGAGGUGAUGAAGAAUACUACAGAUACACUAUAGACAAUCUUUUUUACAAAAUGUUUUUUUUUUUUUUUUUUUUUUUUUUUUUUUUUUUUUUUAAAAAAAAGGUAAAUUAUCAGCCACAUUACAAAUUUGAAUUUAUCCUUGCAUGAUAAUUUCUGAUAAAAUUAAACAGUGUUCAAACCAGUGAUCUCAUUAUUCUUAGUUAGAGUCUACCCAGUCCAUAAUCAAAUAGCAUGAGAGUUUUAAAAAAGUUAAAGAAUUAUUUGUGCUCUGCUUUGUUUUCUUCUAGAGAUAGACCGAUAAAUCAGACCCGCUCGACCUGUUCAUACAAGUCAAGCAACCAGCCCCGUAUCUAUAAUUAAACAUAAGCUACACAAACACUCAUUCAUAUUGUAUUUAUGCAGGGUGGUUUUCUGAGGUAAUUUUACAUAAUGUACUGUCCCAUUGUGAUGUGCCAACCACUCGCUCCUCAGCUCUCAUUACUUGUUGGUAAUUGGGGUAAUCAUUUGUCCUCCAUCUGUCCUAUGUUUUUGCUGUAUGUAUUCACAAAAAAAGCUUAUUGGGGUUUUUUUGUGGGUAACUUAAAUCACCCAUCUCAGUGUGUCAUGAAGUGCUCAGAGUUGUCAGGGUUUUGGUGGAGCCCUGCCAGUCAUCUUAAUUUCAGACUACAGGAUCUGACUAAAAACAGCACAUCUUCCUCACCAAGAGAUGAGGAAGUCAUCAGUCUAAUAAUUGAUAUAGCCUUUGCAUGGACUGAAAACCUGCAGACUCUGACAUUUGCUGUAAACAACAUUUGAAUCAAUCUUACCUGCCUGGAAAAAUUACAAAACAAGAUCAAAAACAAUAUGGCAGUUUUAAGUUUUAUGAUUACACAGCUGGACAUUUGGAGCUUUUACCUAUUUACAAAAUUGCUGUUUGUUAAUAAAAGCUCUAAAGCUCUCUAAAUGGCUCUUUUUGUAUAUCAUAAUGCACUGCUCUGGCAUGGUCAUAAAGCUCAAGGCUUUAUCCAUGCAGCACAAUGUCAUGCUCCAGCACAUCUAAUGGUAGUGACUCACUGAUAAUUAAAUCCUGUGUCUGAGAGAUGAAGAGAAUGUAAAUGGCUCCGAUGGAAAAAUGAAAGAGUUAAGCUAAGCAUCUAUGGUCUAUUGAGGAAAUCCUGCACUGUUGUUUAGUAUUAUUUCUGUAAUGUUUAAAAUUGUGUGUUUAAUAAACCACAUUUCAUGUGUCA
Seriola aureovittata is the source of this 6448-nucleotide messenger RNA. RefSeq lists its product as uncharacterized. The transcript is spliced from 3 exons. Lineage: Eukaryota; Metazoa; Chordata; Actinopteri; Carangiformes; Carangidae. Bases 3734 to 5230 code for a protein of 498 amino acids. The record is from RefSeq and is a predicted model, not a curated record.